Messenger RNA from Odobenus rosmarus divergens (Pacific walrus), 1424 nucleotides. It is a transcript of the gene HAUS4, whose product is annotated as HAUS augmin-like complex, subunit 4. Gene Ontology annotation, biological process: spindle assembly; centrosome cycle. The record is from RefSeq and is a predicted model, not a curated record. Lineage: Eukaryota; Metazoa; Chordata; Mammalia; Carnivora; Odobenidae. Gene Ontology annotation, molecular function: microtubule minus-end binding. The transcript has 9 exons. The coding region runs from base 31 to 1122 and encodes 363 amino acids. Gene Ontology annotation, cellular component: HAUS complex.
UUCCACACAUAAGAAUUUUAAGAAAAUCAGAUGGCAUCCGGAGAUUUCUGCUCACCUGGAGAGGGGAUGGAAAUACUCCAACAAGUGUGCAGCAAACAGCUUCCUCCUUGUAACCUGAGUGAAGUGGACCUGUUACAGAACCCGUACUUCAGCAAACUGCUGCUGGGUCUCUCACAGCACAUGGAUGAGAGCGGCUUAAGCCUCACCCUGGCAAAGGAGCAGGCUCAGGCAUGGAAGGAAGUUCGACUGCAUAAGACAACAUGGCUGAGGUCUGAGAUUUUACAGAGAGUCAUUCAAGAGCUGCUUGUGGACUACUAUGUGAAGACACAAGACACAAAUUUAACUUCUGAGGACAAAAAGUUUCAUGAGACCCUUGAACAGCGGCUGCUCGUGACUGAACUGACACGACUGUUAGGUCCCAGCCAGGAGAGGGAAAUGCCUCCACUGCUGGGGCUGGAGAAGGCAGACCUUCUGGAGCUCAUGCCCUCCUCAGAGGAUUUUGUGUGGAUGAGAGCUCGGCUCCCACUGGAUGUGGAGGAGCAGCUCAAGAAGAAAUGUUUCACCCUGCUCUGCUACCAUGACCCCAAUUCAGAUUCCGACAGUGAAACCUUGAAGGCAGCAAAGGUGUGGAAACUGGCGGAGGUCCUGGUGGAUGAGAAGCAGCAAUGCCAGGAUGCCAAGAGCCAGCAGAAGGAGCAGAUGGUGCUGCUCGAAAAGAAGAGUGCCACCUACUCCCAGGUACUUCUGCGCUGCCUUGCCUUGCUGCAGAGGCUUCUUCAGGAGCACCGGCUUAAGACUCAGUCUGAGCUGGACCGCAUCAAUGCCCAGUACCUGGAGAUCAAGUGCAGUGCCAUGAUCCUUAAGCUGAGGAUGGAGGAGCUAAAGAUCUUGUCUGACGCUUAUACUGCUGAGAAGGUGGAAGUUCAUCGUCUCAUUAGGGACCGUUUGGAGGGGGCCAUUCGCCUACAAGAACAGGACAUGGAGAAGUCCCGACAGGUCCUGAGCACCUAUGAGGUCCUUGGGGAGGAGUUUGACAGGCUGGUAAAAGAGUACACUCAACUCAAGCAGGCAGCUGAGAACAAGCGCUGGGCCCUCCGGGAGUUUAACAAGGCCUGUCGCUGAGCACUGUCUGGUGGGGUUCCGGCAGCAGACUUCCGCAUGGGUGCUGCCUCCCCCUCCUCCUGCUGAAAGGAUCACCUCCACCUGAGGCCCACUUUCACUCCGGGAGUGUGGGGAUGCUUGCUUGAAACACUGCAGUGGGUUAGGCACCGUCCUGGUUUUUCUUCCUUGUUUACAGUGACUGAGUCUCUUCUGGGGAAUGGAGCAGAUUUAUAUAAUUCUCUGUGCAGCUAUUUGUCAGUGUCAGCCCUGUAUUAUAUUUGAUUAUCUCCUGAAUAAAGUGAUGAUGCUUCCUUUGGGCACGG